GCCACGCGAAGUCUAAGCACCCUGUAGUGGGAGUGAGGUGUACCGCCGGGAAUUGGAACACUGCAUCAGAACGGCUCGAUACAGAACACAGCCACGUCCUCCUGUCGCCUUAGAAACAACUGACAACAAAGGCGAGCCACGCUCGAGGGGCAGGCGCGCGAGGACAGACCUCGAGACGCCUGGCAGCGUAAAGACGCCGAAUCGCGCUGGACCGAACUGCUGUCGUCCGUAUGGACUUUGCACGGAUGGAGAGCAGCCCACCCUUUCACUACACGCUCCGGGCUUCCGGGCAGAGUGAGGUUUGGCGCGAUCUCACCGACGAAGCCAAGUUCCGUCAGUACGGGUGGCGCUGCUCCACCAACGAGGACGCUUACUCCACCGCCACCCUCCUCGGAAACUGGGCAGAGAAGAGGGUCGACACUCGUCGUGCCAGAGAACUCCGGCGCCCUCUGCCGUCGCAGUUCUCUCACUACUUUGAGACGACAUACUCCUCUGCCUACUACAAGGAAGACAAGCGGCCCGUUUACAGCACUGUGAAGAGGGAGCCCAGAAGCUUCCCUGGUCAUCAGCCUGAACUGGACCCUCCCCACACCAAGAGGGUGCCAAACUCCUGCUAUAGACUGGACUUCAGCUGGCAUGGGCUGGACAGCAGCUCAGCCGCACCCCCUUCAGAGCUCCCGCUGAAGGAAGAAGGAGCUUGUGACUUCUCUAACACACAUUAAACAGCUACGAGGUUGGGUGCAUUUUCUGCUUUUAACAAUCCGAGUAAUCCCAAACACUUUCAGUAAGGUCUG
Pygocentrus nattereri (red-bellied piranha) is the source of this 794-nucleotide messenger RNA. It is a transcript of the gene cfap68, whose product is annotated as chromosome 23 C11orf1 homolog. Gene Ontology annotation, cellular component: nucleus. The transcript has 3 exons. The record is from RefSeq and is a predicted model, not a curated record. The coding region runs from base 231 to 722 and encodes 163 amino acids. Lineage: Eukaryota; Metazoa; Chordata; Actinopteri; Characiformes; Serrasalmidae.